Chrysochloris asiatica (Cape golden mole) is the source of this 3935-nucleotide messenger RNA. It is a transcript of the gene ACE, whose product is annotated as angiotensin I converting enzyme. Gene Ontology annotation, molecular function: metallopeptidase activity; peptidyl-dipeptidase activity. Bases 11 to 3934 code for a protein of 1307 amino acids. Lineage: Eukaryota; Metazoa; Chordata; Mammalia; Afrosoricida; Chrysochloridae. Gene Ontology annotation, cellular component: plasma membrane. The record is from RefSeq and is a predicted model, not a curated record. The transcript has 25 exons. Gene Ontology annotation, biological process: proteolysis.
GAUCCGCGCCAUGGGGGCCGCGUCGGGCCGCUCUGGGCCGUCUCUGCUGCCGUUAAUGCUGCUGCUGCUGCUACCGCCGCCGCCUCCCGCCACCCUGGCGCUCGACCCCGCGCUGCAGCCGGGAAACUUUUCCAGAGACGAGGCCGGGGCACAGCAAUUCGCGCAGAGCUUCAACUCGAGCGCCGAGCAGGUGUGGUUCCUGAACACGGUCGCCAACUGGGCGCACGACACCAAUAUCACAGCGGAGAAUGCGCAGCGCCAGGAGGAGACAGCCCUGAUCAGCCAGGAUUUCGAUGAAGCUUGGGGCCACAAAGCCAAGGAACUAUAUGACAACAUCUGGCAGAAUUUCACCGACCCGCAGCUUCGCAGGGUCAUCAGCUCUGUGCGAAUCCUGGGCACUGCCAACCUGGCUCUGGCCAAGAGGCAGCAGUACAACUCUCUAAUAAGUAACAUGAGCAGGAUUUACUCCACGGCCAAGGUCUGCUUCCCCAACAAGACUGCCACCUGCUGGCCCCUGGACCCAGAGCUCACUCACAUCCUGGCCUCCUCACGGAGCUACUCCAUGCUAUUGUUUGCCUGGGAGGGCUGGCAUGACGCAGCGGGCAUCCCACUGAAACCUCUGUACCAGGACGUCACUGCCCUCAGCAAUGAGGCAUACAAGCAGGAUGGCUUCCCAGACACGGGGGCCUACUGGCGCUCCUGGUACGAGUCACCCACUUUUGUGGAGGAUCUGGAACGCCUCUACCAUCAGUUAGAACCCCUCUACCUGAACCUCCAUGCCUACGUCCGCCGAGCGCUGUACCGCCAAUACGGAGACAAGUUCAUCAACCUCAGGGGACCCAUCCCAGCUCACCUGCUGGGAGACAUGUGGGCCCAGAGCUGGGAAAACAUCUACGACAUGGUAGUGCCUUUCCCAGACAAGCCCAACCUGGAUGUUACAAAUACUAUGGUCCAGAAGGGCUGGAACGCAACACACAUGUUCCGAGUGGCAGAGGAGUUCUUCACCUCCCUGGGGCUCCUGCCCAUGCCUCCUGAGUUCUGGGCAGAGUCAAUGCUGGAGAAACCAAGCGAUGGGCGGGAGGUGGUGUGCCAUGCGUCUGCCUGGGACUUCUACAACAGGAAGGAUUUCAGGAUCAAGCAGUGCACACGGGUCACAAUGGACCAGCUGUCCACGGUGCACCACGAGAUGGGUCAUGUUCAGUACUAUCUGCAGUACAAGGACCAGCCUGUGUCCCUGCGCCAAGGUGCCAACCCGGGUUUCCACGAGGCCAUCGGGGAUGUGCUGGCGCUCUCGGUCUCCACGCCUGCCCACUUGCACAAAAUUGGCCUGCUGGACCAAGUCACCGAUGACAUGGAAAGCGACAUCAAUUACCUGCUAAAGAUGGCACUGGAAAAAAUUGCCUUCCUGCCCUUUGGCUACUUGGUGGACCAGUGGCGCUGGGGGGUCUUUAGUGGACGCACCUCCCCUUCCCGCUACAACUUUGACUGGUGGUAUCUCCGAACCAAGUAUCAGGGAAUCUGCCCUCCAGUUGUCCGAAACGAAACCCACUUUGAUGCCGGAGCUAAGUUUCAUGUCCCUAAUAUGACACCAUACAUCAGGUACUUUGUGAGUUUUGUCCUGCAGUUCCAGUUCCAUCAGGCCCUGUGCAAGGAGGCAGCCCACCAGGGCCCACUGCACCGCUGUGACAUCUACCAGUCUACCCAAGCAGGGGACAAGCUCCGAAAGCUGCUUCAGGCGGGCUCCUCAAGGCCUUGGCAGGAGCUGCUGAAGGACAUGAUUGGCACAGAUACACUGGACGCCCAGCCACUGCUUGACUACUUCCAACCAGUCAGCCAAUGGCUGCAGGAGCAGAACCAGCGAAAUGGCGAGGUCCUGGGCUGGCCAGAAUAUCAGUGGCGCCCGCCGGUGCCCAACAAUUACCCAGAGGGCAUUGACCUGGUGACAGACGAAACUGAGGCCCAGAAAUUUGUGGAGGAAUAUGACAAGGCAGCCCAGGUUAUGUGGAAUGAAAACGCAGAGGCCAGCUGGAACUACAACACCAACAUCACCACAGAGGCCAGCAAGAUUCUGCUGCAAAAGAACAUGCAAUUGGCAAACCAAACCCUGAAGUAUGGCACCCAAGCCAGGCAGUUUGAUGUGACCCACUUCCAGAAUGCCUCCAUCAAGCGUAUCAUAAAGAAAGUUCAAGACUUGGAGCGGGCAGCGCUGCCUACGGAGGAACUGGAGCAGUACAACAAAAUCCUGCUGGACAUGGAGACCACGUACAGCGUGGCCUCUGUCUGCCACCUGAAUGGCACUUGUCUACAGCUCGAACCUGAUCUGACAACUUUGAUGGCCACAUCCCGGGACUACAAAGAGCUUUUGUGGGCGUGGGAGGGCUGGCGAGACAAGGUAGGACGAGCCAUCCUCAAUUUUUUCCCCAAAUACGUGGAACUCAGCAACAAGGCUGCAAGGCUCAACGGCUAUGAAGACACAGGGGACUCGUGGAGAGCCAUGUACGAGACACCAUCGCUGGAACACGACCUGGAGCGGCUCUUCAAGGAGCUUCAGCCACUCUACUUGAACCUGCAUGCCUACGUGCGCCGCGCCCUGCACCGCCACUAUGGGCCCGAGAACAUCAACCUGGAGGGACCCAUUCCUGCACAUCUGCUAGGGAACAUGUGGGCCCAGAGCUGGUCCAACAUCUACGAUUUGGUAGUACCCUUCCCUUCAGCCCCCAAGUUGGAUGUCACCGAGGCCAUGAUAAAGCAGGGCUGGACACCCAAAAGGAUGUUUGAGGAAGCCAACAAUUUCUUCAUCUCCCUGGGGCUGCUGCCUGUGCCCCCAGAGUUCUGGAACAAGUCGAUGCUGGAGAAACCAACAGAUGGGCGAGAGGUGGUAUGUCAUGCUUCAGCCUGGGACUUCUACAACGGCAAGGACUUCAGGAUCAAGCAGUGCACCACUGUGAACAUGGAGGACCUCGUGGUAGCCCACCAUGAAAUGGGCCAUGUACAGUAUUUCAUGCAGUACAAGGAUUUACCUGUGACUUUACGGGAAGGUGCUAACCCCGGAUUUCAUGAGGCCAUUGGUGACGUGCUGGCCCUUUCAGUGUCUACUCCACAGCAUCUACACAAGAUCAACCUGCUGAGUAGCGAGGGUGGUGGCUACGAACAUGACAUCAACUUUCUAAUGAAGAUGGCACUGGACAAAAUCCCCUUUAUCCCCUUCAGCUACCUCGUCGACGAAUGGCGCUGGCGGGUGUUUGAUGGAAGCAUCAACAAGGAGAACUACAACCAAGAGUGGUGGAGUCUCAGGCUGAAGUACCAGGGCCUCUGCCCCCCAGUGCCCAGGACUCAAAUUGACUUUGAUCCAGGGGCCAAGUUCCACAUUCCUUCAAGUGUGCCUUACAUCAGGUACUUCGUCAGUUUCGUGAUCCAGUUUCAGUUCCACGAGGCACUGUGCCAGGCAGCUGGCCACCAGGGCCCCCUGCACAAGUGUGACAUCUAUCAGUCCAAGGAGGCAGGGAAGCGCCUGGCGGAUGCCAUGAAGCUGGGCUUUAGUAAGCCAUGGCCGGAAGCCAUGCAGCUGAUCACAGGGCAGCCCAACAUGUCUGCCUCGGCUAUGAUGAACUACUUCAAGCCGCUGCUGGACUGGCUCGUCACGGAGAAUGGGAGGCACGGGGAGAAGCUGGGCUGGCCCCAAUACAACUGGACGCCAAACUCUGCUCGUUCAGAAGCCUCCAGCAUGAGCAACAACCGUGUCAACUUCCUGGGCCUGGAGCUGGAGGCCCACCAGGCCCGCGUGGGCCAGUGGGUGCUGCUCUUCCUGGGCGUCGCCCUUAUGGUAGCCACUUUGGGCCUGACCCAGAGACUCUUCAGCAUCCGCCACCAUAGCCUCCACCGGCCACACCGAGGACCCCAGUUUGGCUCCGAAGUGGAGCUGAGACACUCCUGAG